Notothenia coriiceps (black rockcod) is the source of this 1882-nucleotide messenger RNA. RefSeq names its product ephrin-A5b-like. The coding region runs from base 1 to 735 and encodes 244 amino acids. Gene Ontology annotation, cellular component: external side of plasma membrane; plasma membrane. Gene Ontology annotation, biological process: regulation of cell-cell adhesion; axon guidance; ephrin receptor signaling pathway. The transcript is spliced from 5 exons. Lineage: Eukaryota; Metazoa; Chordata; Actinopteri; Perciformes; Nototheniidae. The record is from RefSeq and is a predicted model, not a curated record. Gene Ontology annotation, molecular function: ephrin receptor binding.
AUGAAUGAUGGGACAGGUGGAGGGAGGGUGAUGGAGACCUCCCAACCCCGAGGGCAACAGGAUGGACAGACCCCAUUUGGUGACAUCACAGGCCUGAUGAUCACCCCUGUUGGCCCCCUAAAGAGUGCCCCCCUAGAGGCUGUUUUAAGGAACUACACCCUCAAUGUUGUGUUUUACCGGGGUGAUUACCACAUUGACGUCUGCAUCAACGACUACCUGGACGUCUACUGUCCACACUACAUCGUCCCAGUGUCUGACGAUCGAGCCGAGCGCUACGUCCUCUACAUGGUGAACUAUGACGGCUACAGCUCCUGCGACCACACCGCCAAGGGCUUCAAACGCUGGGAGUGCAACCGGCCUCUGUCGCCCAACGGGCCGCUGAAGUUCUCAGAGAAGUUCCAGCUCUUCACCCCCUUCUCUUUGGGCUUUGAAUUUCGCCCCGGCAGAGAGUACUACUAUAUCUCCUCCAUCACUGACGAGAAAGGAAGACGGAGCUGCCUUCGCCUCAAAGUCUUCGUCCGGCCUCAGAACAAUUGUGUGAAAGAACCCGGGACCGUUCAGGAAGGGGUCGACUUUGACGACAACAGUCACAACUCCCUAGAACCCAGAGACGGCAUCGGUCACGAGUCUCCAGAGGCGGCUCGACGGGAUGUGAACUCUGCGGGCCGACGCCAGACUUCAGUCCUCCUGCUCAGCGCCGCCCUCAUUCUGCUGGCGGCCAUCUUGUCUUUAUAGCGCCCAGGCUGAGGAAUCCGCCAGGAAUGGACUGUCCUGAUUGGACCACAGGCCGCCUUUACCCUGCAACCCCUCCCCUCAAAGGAGCACUUUUUUAAACAAAAAAGAACACUGACAAUCUCUCUAUGUGAAAAGAGAGAGGAAGGGACUUCCAUGUUGAAGCCUUCGAUGUUUUUUGACUUGCCAACCAGAGUGAUUCAUGACUUUCUGCUGCGUGCUGAUGGUCAAGGCACCCUGAGGUGAAAGAUGCGUACCCUUUCGCCUUGCUACUACUCACAGUAUACUGAUAUUAAAGACAAGCACACAUAUGAUCUCAAAACCACACACACACACACACACACACACACACACACACUACACAAUCAGUACACAGCUUGAAUGGCAAUGAAGCACAGCGGGAUCCUUAAAAAGUUUACAGACUUUUUUUUGUGUUCAGGAAAACAUCACAUAACCCCCCGACAUGUAUCAUGAUUAUAUCUCACGUCAAAAUGGAAGAUGUUUUCGAGGAAGACCUGGAAGUAACGCAUCACCACCAUGCUAACGGAAAAAAACAAGAACGAUGUUGUUGCUAGGAGAUGGUCGCCAAGGGCGCAGGGCGGGACUUUGACGACUCAACCCUCCCUGUUUAAAAGCUGACCCUUGUUGAGAAUUAGAACAUUUAAAGCAGCACAUAUCUUUUAGUGUUGGGAUAGGGCCGAUUUAAUGACCGAUUAAUGUGUUUUGAUUUUAAUAUGUCACCUAAUUCAAUUGUAGCAGCCAACAUGGGUGUACAGUCAAAUAUUUGAAUGGAGCGAAGAAGUGGUUAUGGUUUUUUUGCCAGGCAAAAUGUAUUUUCCUAUUUAUUGUGAAGUCCUCGUGUUUCUUUUUACUGCUCUGGUUUUAGUCUGUAAGUACAGUAGAAAGGCAAUACAGUUACCCAUUAAGUUAGUUCAUAUUACACAGCUUUUUUGAUACAAUCACUUCAGUUUAUGUAUCUGUUGGAAUUGAUCGCUAAUUUUUUAACAAAGUCCAGGAAGGAAAAAAAAAGUCUGAUGUGCUAUCAGGGUGUAGAAAAAAAAAGAAAAAAAAAUCGUUGAAUAUUUGUGUUUCGAUUGUCAUUAAAAAUGUCACCAACGUAGUUUUACUAUUAAACCAUUGCUUUUGUGAA